This is a messenger RNA of Rhinocladiella mackenziei CBS 650.93, 897 nucleotides long. RefSeq lists its product as uncharacterized. Lineage: Eukaryota; Fungi; Ascomycota; Eurotiomycetes; Chaetothyriales; Herpotrichiellaceae. The record is from RefSeq and is a predicted model, not a curated record. The transcript is spliced from 2 exons. The coding region runs from base 1 to 897 and encodes 298 amino acids.
AUGAUUCCUUGGUCCAUCGUUUCACUGUUUCUCGCGAUUACUCCGACGUUAACCAUUCCUCCACCAGAUUUUGGCUUUCCGGAAGCCCCAAAUCAUACCGAACUCUCGGUCACAUAUCAAGACAAUGGCGUACCCAUCGUUGUGGGAGAGGCAGAGCUGUUCGGAGUGGGCAUCACCGCCGAACAGCCUACGGUAGCAGUUGAGACCGCAAACUAUGAGUCUAUCUCCAGCUACAGUGGCUCCUAUGUCCUCAUCAUGGUUGAUCCUGAUGCCAGAUACCCAUCGAAUCCUACAUCUCGAUUCAUCCUCCAUUGGUUGCAAACCGACAUGACGCCUGCAUCAAUGGCGGCCGACGGCACCAGUCAGCUCAUGAACUCGACCGCACCUCGAGUAUCUUACCGCAGACCCUCUCCUCCUCCCGAUUCCUCUGCCCACCGAUAUAUCAUUUACACAUUCUUCCAACACGAGAACUUCACAUUCCCUUCCGCGUUUGAGGGUUAUAGCGAAACGAAUCGGUCAAAUUUCAACAUUACAACUUUCUUGGAUGAAUCCAAUCUCGGCCAGAGUCCCGCCGCUGCAAUGUACUACUUUGCGAGCAAUCAGACUCAAGUACCCCAAGAUUUCACUGCGGCAGGAGGUGGAACAUACCCUGGAGGAAAUGGUGACAUGAUCACGGCUGGGCCUGGUCCCAGUCCGACUCCAGCCUCCAGCUCAGCCGUCACAACCUCAUCUGGCUCCGGCAGCGCAAUGCCAAGUAGUGGCUCAAGCAGUGGUUCGGAGACUGCGUCGGCGACAGGUUCCGCAGCGUCAACAUCUGACACAAAUGCCGCCGGGAAGAUAGAACUAGGCACUGGUGUAUUCCUUGCAUUCUUGAUGGCUAUAUUGAACAGUUUUUGA